Molecule: messenger RNA, 1440 nt
Organism: Lasiodiplodia theobromae
Lineage: Eukaryota; Fungi; Ascomycota; Dothideomycetes; Botryosphaeriales; Botryosphaeriaceae
Product: Homodimeric type
Exons: 3
Coding region: 1-1440 (479 amino acids)
Biological process (GO): mitochondrial respiratory chain complex IV assembly; protein insertion into mitochondrial inner membrane from matrix
Cellular component (GO): mitochondrial inner membrane
Molecular function (GO): membrane insertase activity
Source: RefSeq, a predicted model, not a curated record
AUGAUGAAAAGCAGAGGGCUCCGGCCCGCCAAUUACGCCAGGAUAGCGCUCCAGACCCCCCUGCGCGCUCCGAGACAGUUCUCUACACAUGCGUCGUUGAAAACUCCCGUGCUUCUACGCGCCCGGAACCCUUCGCUGGGCCUCCGCAGCGCGCUGAAUGCUCCCGCUCUCCGCACGCCCCUUGUUGCGGGCUCCGCCGUGUCUGCAAUCCGCUUCGCCUCGACCUCAGCAACGUCGUCGGUCCUCGAGAACUCCAAAGCAGCAGCCGCCGAUGUAGCCUCCAGCACACCCGUCCAAGCCGCUUCCGAGAGCGUUGAUGGCGUUACGGACGCAUUUCUCGCCAACAUUGCCAACAUGCCCGAGCAGAUCGGCUACCUGAAAGCCAUUGGCCUGGACUAUGGCUGGGGCCCGACUGCAUGCAUCGAAUGGCUGCUCGAACAUGUGCACAUCUGGGGAGACCUCCCAUGGUGGUCGUCUAUCAUCGUGACGGCUGUCGUCGUGCGCACGGCACUGUUUCCGCUGUUCAUGAAGACGUCGGACGUCACGGCGCGCCAGACGGCGCUCAAGGAGAUCACGGACCCACUGAGCGCAAAGAUGAACGCAGCGCGCAUCGCGGGGAAUACGGAUCAGAUGAUGAUGGCGCGCAUGGAGCUCAUGCAGGUUUAUAAACACGCGGGCAUCAAAGUAUGGGAGGCUUUCUAUGCUCCCGCCGCCCAGGCUAUCACCGGUUACUGCACAUGGAAGCUGCUGAGGGCUAUGGCUGCGCUGCCGGUUCCGGGACUCGAGACCGGUGGCCUCCUGUGGUUGAAGGACCUCACAGUGGCGGACCCGUAUUGCAUCUUGCCGGUCGCCUUCGGUGCGCUCAUUCACAUCGUUUCGAGGACAGGUGGUGAAACCGGAGCCAUGAAGCAGUUGACCGGCCUGCAGAGGAAGUUCCUGCUCUACUUCAUGCCCAUACUCGCCGUGAUCUUCACCAUUGCCCAACCGGCUACGGUGCAGCUUUCCUUUUUCGCUGCCUCCACGCUCGGUAUGCUGCAAUCGAGGAUUCUCCGCAACCCAAGUGUCCGCGAUAUGUUUGGCAUCUCCCCGAUUGUCCACACCGCCCGGCCCGGCGUCAUCGACGUGAAGGCUCGCAGCAUUGCGCCCACUCUUGGACAGUUCAAGUGGGAGCCACCCUCUGUGAAGUCUAGCAUCGCUCACGCUGGCCCGAUCAACAAGAAGACUGUGGAACAGAGCCCAUUGGACAGGCUUAAGAGCUCGUACAAGGAGACCAGGAAGGAGCUCAGGGAAUUUAAAGAGGGAGUCUUGAGGAGGGCGGGCAUGGCACAGGAUUCGCGGGCCAAAACCAAGCAGGCCAAAGAGUUCUUGGACCGAGCGGCGGAUUACGAGAAGCGGAGGCAGGCUGAGGAGAAGGCGGACAGGCCGAGAAGACGGAGGUAG